Sorghum bicolor (sorghum) is the source of this 4598-nucleotide messenger RNA. RefSeq names its product disease resistance protein RPP13. NCBI's taxonomy places the organism in Eukaryota, Viridiplantae, Streptophyta, Magnoliopsida, Poales, Poaceae. Gene Ontology annotation, molecular function: ADP binding. The record is from RefSeq and is a predicted model, not a curated record. The transcript is spliced from 5 exons. Gene Ontology annotation, biological process: defense response to other organism. Bases 400 to 4083 code for a protein of 1227 amino acids.
UUUGGGGAACCACAGUCGGCCUGCAGUGCCGUUGUGCUCCACUAAGCAACCGCGAGCACUAGUCGGAUCCGCGUUCUGCGCCAGCCUCCCUCCGCUCUGAGCUCCGGCCAUGACCUCUGUGCGAACGCCGAGGAUCCACCACGCCCUCCGGCCGUCUCCGUGCUCGGCGCGCAUUGCCGCCGGCGCCUUAUAUUUCCUCCACCAGUGCUCCUAGAUCUGCCCCUGCUUCCAGAUCCACUAUUCCACUGGGUAUCCUGAGGUCGAGCACUCGAGCCCCUCGUUUUUAAGCUAAGGGCCAGCUUCUGCGUCUGCACUCCAUGGAGCAUUAGGACAGUUCCACACCUCCACUUUCCACCACGAUUGCAGCAUUGCAAAACCACCCCAAAGAAAGAGGGAGUAAUGGAGGCGGCGGUGGUGAGUGUUGGCAAAGCAGCCUUGAAUGGCCUACUAAGCGGGGCCAAGUCCACCAUCGCCGAGGAGUCUUCAUUGACGCAGGCCGUGCAGCGUGAUAUGGUUUUCCUUGCAGACGAGCUGGAAGAGAUGCAUUCUAUUCUGAGGGACGUGGUUCAGCAGCGGGACUAUCACAAGGUACCUAGGAGCAGGGUUAAGCAACUCCGCAGUCUUGCUCACGAUGUGGAAGAUUGCCUCCAAGAGUACUCUGUUCAUCUGGAGAAACCAUCUGGGUGGCGCCUCGCACGGACGGUGCUAGAGCGGCACCGUAUCGCUGCGGAGAUGAAGGGGCUGAGAGCCAGGGUGGAGGACAUGAACCAGAGGAACUUGCAUCACCAGCUCAUGCACAACGCUGGCUCCAAGCCUGCAGUAUGGGGAACAAGUGGCUGUCUUGGGCAACAAGCUUCAUCGUCAAGCAUUAUUCCUAGUGCAACAAUGUUUGGCAUUGCGGAAGCUAGAAGGCAAAAGGACAAAGCAAAAGUGGAUCUUUCCUGGCUGAUUAAUGAGGGGAAUGAGGACCUUAGAGUGAUUGCUGUGUGGGGAACAAAAGGUGUUCUUGGUCAAUCCGUUCUCAUCAAUGGAGCAUACAAUGAUCUGAAAAGAAGCAAGAAGUUUGAACUCUAUGCUUGGAUCAGGAUUGUGCAUCCUUUCAACCCAUUGGAGUUCCUUCACUGUGUUAUGAGGCAAUUCUAUUCAACUUCUUUUGAACAAGCAAGGAAGACACAAGAGAAGGCAAACAUUGGGUCGCAGGUUCUUAAGAAAAUGAGUAUGAUGGAGCAACAUGAUUUGGUUGAUCAAUUUUGUGAGCAUGUGAGUGAGAAAAGCUAUCUGAUUGUGCUUAAUGACAUGUCCACCAUUGAAGAUUGGCAUGCAAUUAAGGAAUAUUUUCCAGACAACAGGAAAGGAAGCCGAAUAAUUGUAUCCACAGAGCAUGGUGAAGUUGCAAGCCUAUGUACCGGGCAAGAAAGUAUAGUGGCAGAGCUCAACCAACCAUAUGUUGAUCAGAGUAUUUUUGCUUCACACGAUAAGGAUUCUCAAUUUCAAACUGCAUUAAUGGAGCCAAGUCAUACAACACUUGGUACCAACAAUUCUGUGGUGCCAACGGAUGAUAUUGUUGAAAAUCAAUUUGUAGACGAUAACGACAAUAUUGCUAGAAAAAGCCUCAGACGCCUGGGGACUAUGACAUGUGCUUUGGAUGAUCAGCUCGUGGUGGGUCGAGAAAAAGAGAAAUCUGAACUCAUCAGUUUAAUUUCAAAGGAAGAUGAUGAGCAAACCAUGGUGAUCUCAGUGUGGGGAAUGGGAGGUCUUGGGAAAACUACUCUAGUUAAAGAGGUCUACCAAAGCCAAGAGCUAAGUGACUUAUUUGAGAAGCGUGCUUGUGUCACAAUCAUUCGUCCGUUUGUUCUUGAUGAGGUCCUUAAGAGCUUAGCUAUGCAAUUACGUGGGGAAUCCUUUAACAGGAAGGACAAUAUUGAUUUUGGAAUAGGCAUAAGAAAAUUAACAGAAACCAAGCUAUUAACUGAAGAGUUGGGCCAUCUAACAAAGAGAAAGAGGUGUUUGAUUGUCCUUGAUGAUUUAUUUUCUGUUGUGGAAUGGGGCAUGAUAAUACAAAGUCUCCCCAAAAUGGAGAAUGCCAGCCGAAUUUUGAUCACUACAAGAGAAAGAAAUAUUGCAAAGCAUUGUUCAAGAAAUGAAGAAAGUAUAUACAACCUCCAAGUUCUCAAUCCUUGGGACUCACUUGACCUCUUCACUAGAAAGGUAUUUAAGGAGGUCAUAGAUCUAGAUGAGUAUCCCGCACUGAUUCAAGAGGCCAAAACGAUCCUAAAAAGGUGCAGUGGACUUCCCCUUGCAAUAGUCAACAUAGGUGGCUUCUUGGCAAACCAACCAAAGACUCCUAUUGUGUGGAGAAAAAUGAAUGAGCAUAUUAGCGCUGAGUUGGAGAUGAAUCCAGAGCUUGGGAUAAUAAGAGCUAUCCUUAUGAAAACCUAUGAUGGUUUACCAUAUCAUCUCAAGUAUUGUUUCUUGUAUAUGUCCAUCUUUCCUGAAGACUACACUAUUAGCCGAAGACGCUUGGUGCAUCGAUGGAAAGCAGAGGGUUACUCAAGUGAUGAAGUACGUGGCAAGUCUAUGGGGGAAAUAGUUGAUGCCUAUUUCAUGGAACUUAUUGAGCGGAGCAUGGUUCUACCAUCCAAAGAAUCAAUUGGUAGUAGAAAAGGUAUUUCCUCUUGCAAACUCCAUGAUCUCAUGCGUGAAAUCAGCAUCUCAAAGGCAAUGGAAGAGAAUCUUGUGUUCAGAAUGGAAGAAGGAUGCUCCUUAUAUACCCAAGGCACCAUGCGUCAUCUUGCUAUAAGCAACAACUGGGAGGGUAAUCAGAAUGAGUUUGAGUGCACAGUGGACUUAUCUCGUAUAAGGUCAUUAACGGUGUUUGGAAAGUGGAAGCCGUUUUAUAUUUCUGAUAAGAUGAAAUUGCUACGUGUGCUGGACUUGGAAAGCACCUCCGGUCUUGUGGAUCAUCACAUUGAACCAAUUGGGAAGCUCCUUCACCUUAAAUACCUUUCUUUAAGGGAAUGUGAUGGUAUAUUUCACUUGCCAGAGUCACUUGGUAAUCUGGAGCAACUGGAAACCCUAGAUGUUACUAAUACACGAAUAAUGAAGUUGCCGCAGACCAUCACCAAGCUCAGGAAACUACAGCAUAUACAUGCAGGGAAUGUAAAGCGGAACAAGCUAUGCAUAUGGACUUCAAUUUUGAUUGUAUUUUGUAUUUCAAGUUGCAGCCUUGAGUUUGCGAAAUCUGUAAUGGACAGGGAGCAUGAGGACCCACCAAAUAGGCGUGACGUGUGCACGUUCUUUUGCUGUGCAGUGUUUCCCUUUUUUGCAAGGCUUGCAGAUCCACUUGGUGUUGCAGUGCCAAGAGGGCUCAGGAAGCUGAUAGCCCUGCACACACUGGGUAUGGUGAACAUCGCACCGGGGAAGGCCAUCCUAAAGGAAAUUAAAAUGCUCACCCGGCUACGAAAGCUAGCAGUGACAGGAAUCAACAAGAAAAAUUGCCAAGAGUUUUGUUCCACCAUUGCCUGUCUCAGCUCCCUGGAAUCACUGUCAGUGCACUCAGAGUUGGUGGAAGAUCUGCGUGACUGCUUGGAUAGCCUGCGUACUCCUCCCAAAAACCUCCAGAGCCUCAAGCUGUAUGGCACUCUGGGCAAAUUGCCUGAAUGGGUCGCGGGUCUCCAGAAUCUUGUGAAGCUGAAGCUGGAACACACUGAGCUAACAGAGCUGGAUGGCACCAUGCAAGUCCUUGGCAAGCUACCAAAUCUGGCCAUCCUUCGUCUACUGAUGUACUCUUUCAAGGAAGAAGAGGACCGUCAUUUCACUUCGCGUAGGGAGGCAUUCCCAUGUUUGACAGCUCUAGAGCUGUGCUACCCCAUAGGGCCGGUGCUAUUUGAAGAAGGAACAGCAACUAAGCUUGAGAUACUGCUUUGCCAAGACGCGAUCGCAUUUUCUGGGCUGUCAUCUCUCCUGAGCCUCAAGGAAGUUGUGCUUGAUCGUUGGUAUGAUCCUCGAGUAGAGUGGGUGGAAGACAUGAGAGCCCAGCUUAGCAGGAAUCCAAACAAACCAGUUGUGAAGUUUAUUAACUGAGCUCAAGCUCCGUCAUCCAUUUAAGGAGCAGCGAUGCCCUCGUGUGAUGAGUUUGUGGAGCAGCUACUACAAUGCAUCCAUGGAGUUUGAAGAAGGAACAUUGCCUAAGCUUGAGCUGUUGCUUGCCAGGGGCCAAAUCUCUUUUAUCUGGGCUAUCAUGUCUCCCUGAGCCUCAAGCAAGUUUUGUUUCAUAUAUAUGAAUGCAGAGUUGGUGGGUGACAUGCAGCCCCAACUCAGCAUGUAGUUAGUCUGCCGGUCCUCUGCUUUCUGCUCCCUUUCAGCACCAUUUUAUACAAUUUUCAUGUAUGCGUGUUAAAUUCAAAUUGUAUAGUUUUACCACUAGUGGCCUGUGUUUGAUCUGACGGUACUGAUUGGAGGAGUCUGCCGUUGGGCAAACCAGUCCAUCUCAAUGUUGUAUUAAUUUCCUGUGUUUAUGUACGUGGAUCAGAAUAGCUGGUGUGCAUUACUCUGCACUGUGCUACUGCUGCCAGAUGUUAUAUUCAAAGGCUCCAGAA